Molecule: messenger RNA, 3244 nt
Organism: Dacryopinax primogenitus
Lineage: Eukaryota; Fungi; Basidiomycota; Dacrymycetes; Dacrymycetales; Dacrymycetaceae
Product: ARM repeat-containing protein
Exons: 16
Coding region: 131-3244 (1037 amino acids)
Biological process (GO): iron-sulfur cluster assembly
Cellular component (GO): cytosolic [4Fe-4S] assembly targeting complex
Source: RefSeq, a predicted model, not a curated record
CCAAAUUUCGCCACCCCUCGGAGCUUCGGAGAAUGGUGGACACGACUCGGACAGUUUGAUAUCACAGGAACUUCACACUUGUUGUCGGCUUGGUUAUUCUGGUUUAGGUCUCUUAUCUCACAACACCGCAAUGUCAACCGAAGUAUCCAUGGAACGUCUGGUUCGAACGUAUCUGGCAGCCAACGGAGAUGAAGACGUGCAGGAGGUCGUUUCUGCUAUCGAGAGUGGUUCUUCUACUGUACUGCUACUGGUUCGGGCGCUUGGAGAGCCCCUGACGUCGACAGAGGAUGCGGUUAGAACAAGGGGCUUGAAUUUGCUGUCUGAAGUGCUCACUCGAAUACCGAAAGAGAAACUUAGUGAACAAGCUACUCGUGUUCUGACCAAGUUCUAUAUUGACAAGCUCGAGGAUCUGCAUGUGAUCGUACCGGCGCUUAAGGGCAUUCUCUCAUUAGAGUCUUUCUCCCACUUUGGAGAUGAGGAAGCUGUGAAAGUCUUUGAGGCACUCGUCCAAAACAUCAAGAUGCGCGCCCAUGUUCAGGCCACACGAUUCAUAGUUUUCAUGAUCAUCGAUGCUCUCCUUAAACACCGAAGAGAUGCUCUCAAGUCUCUCGGAAAUGUCUUCAUAGGAGGGUAUAUUGAGCUAGCUAAUGGAGAAAAAGAUCCACGGAACUUGCUACAGGCUUUUUCCAUUGACCGUGUCAUUCUAACAGAGUUCGAAACGAAGAGCAAAAUCGAUGAUCUCUUUGAUAUUACCUUCUGCUACUUCCCCAUAAGCUGGAAACCUCCCGCAGGAGACCCGUAUGGAAUAUCCACGGAUGACUUGCGCAAUGCCCUUCGCCAGUGCUUGAGUGCAACCUCGCUAUUUGGACCUCUCGCGAUGCCAACAUUUUUAGAAAAGCUGUCUGCUACAGUUGGAGCUGCAAAGAUCGAUACCCUGCAAUCAAUGACUGCAUGUUUCCCUAUAUACGGGCAGACUGCUCUCCAACCAUUCGCCCAAAAGACCUGGGACGCACUCCGAAUGGAAAUCUUCCAACCAUUGAAUGACGAGACGCAGGAUUAUUCCCUUAAGACGCUGAUCUCUUUCAUUCAGACAUCAUAUCCAUCGACCGAUGCACAGCUCGAUGGCAUUGCUGUGGAAAUUACGAAAGAAUGUAUCGGACUACUGAAGGAACCCGAGCGAGAUCAGGCAAAACACGCUAUCAAGACCCUGGGUGCAUUGCUCGAAUCUUCUCCAGCGGUCGCCAAGCAUGCUUGCGGACAAUCUUUAGACACGCUUCUUCGACUCUUCCGAGACCCAUCGGCAGGAUCUGCGCGUGGUGCUGUUAUGGAUGCCAUUACCGGCUUGUUAUCAAGCCUAAUGCGAGCUGCUGCAGAUGGGCUCUAUGAUGUGUCUGAAGUCUUAGCAAGCAAGAAGGAUGAACUGGUGUCUUGCUUCGUAUCAAGCAUUCGAUCAUCGUCGUUGAGACAGAAUGCUUUGAAUGCGAUUCUGGAAAUUACGCAAAUAGCUGGCCUCAUUACUACUGAAGAGAUAACCUUCAUGUGUCAAGCGUGCACUGAGAUUCUUCUCGAAGAGUCGAGUCAGGAAACACAGGAGACCCUUCUGCAAGUCCUUAAACAGUUUUCUCGAAACGCACCAAAAGCGUUGGAAGAGACUUGUCUGCCGCUUCUUUUUGCCCAACUUCCGGACGAGGCUCCUGCUCUCGAAGCAGACGAGAAGCGCGAACAUUACUGGCGAAUAUUAUCAGCAUUACAAUCGCUGUGUCUGGAGCCGGUUCUAUUUCAAGUUCUUGUCGUGCGACUUGUUACAAAGUUGGAUAUCAUAUGUUCCCUUAAGUUGGACGAUUCCCCUGAGGCCCUCAUAGAAGUAAGUGCGGCGUAUUCUCAUGCCAUCCUAGAGACUCUCCGAAAGACAAUACAAAGCAAGAUUCACGCCAAACACAACGACUUCGCGAAGUAUCUUGACCAGCUGGUUCCACGUUUGUUCAGUAUAUUUCUGCGAGCAGCUCUUUCUCCAUCAUCUGUCCGACAAAUUCCAUGCAACACAAUCUUAAUUUUGGACGCUUCCAAUAUUGUCAAUCUUCUGACGCAGACUGCAUCCUCAACCGAACAAGCCCGUUUCGUAACAAGUCUGUUCCAUGCUUACUUCAAUGGCACGUAUACCCAAAUUGCAUACGAUGCGGUGCGCAUUCCGAAAGAUGUUCCUUUCACCCCCUUUGCGACUGACGCAUCUUCGAAAUCAAAAGAUCUCGUCCCCAUACUUUGUGGUGCAAUUAUCGGACUCCGUAAAGAAGUGGACUUGUCUAUUGACAUACCGACUGCGAUGGUGAAGCGGUUUGCCGAAUGGUGCUUAUCAACAGCCGAUAGUGCGCUACAACGCGAUGCCGUCUUGCGGGCCCUUUCAACCUUAAUCAAUAAGAGACUCGAAGACAUAACACCUUUCAUGAACGAGACUCUGCCUUCUUACGGCAACGACGUGCUUUUGAAUCCGACAGUCUCCCUUCCCCGCCGACUUGUCUGCCUGGAGCUAUGGGUUUGGGUUGGGAGAGCCCUCCUCGUUCGCAGUGAUGAUUCUAUCAGGACCCUUGUGGAUGACCUCUUCGACCUCUUCCCAGAUUCGAAUAUCGCAUACGAUGCCGCACUGGCAAUCGGGAGGAUAUCGCAAGGCGGUGUCGAUGUAUUGACAAAGGAGAAUCACGCGACAAUACGGUUCCUUCACAUGCAGAAGUUUUUUAAUUUGUUAAUACCUACUCUCAUCACGGGCGCAAAGGACACGAGCGUUCCAGAUACCACCAGACAAACCCUAUACUUAGCAGCUCUGGCUGCUGUUGUUAUCAACAUUCCUCAUGCUGUUCUGAGCCAGGUUCUUCCAUCGAUUCUCCCCCUUCUCUUCCGCUGUCUACAGCUGUCGGACGCGGGUUUGCGAGCAAAUGUCGCCGAAGUCUUCGCUGCUAUUGCAGCCGACGACGUUCUUGCUUCUACAAGUCUAACAGAACAUUCUCCGAGUUUGAUCAAGGCACUUCUGGCGAAUAGCGUUCCUGUCGCAGGCGAACCCACCAGCGUCAGACUACGCGUUGCUGCUCUGAAGAGUCUUGCGGCCAUUCCAGCUGCUAUUCGAUACGAUGUCCUGCACCCAUUGAAGCCGACUGUUAUAUCCCAACUCGGAAAAGCGGUCGAUGAUCAUAAGAGAUCAGUACGCAAAGAGGCUGUAGAAGCCCGAGCAAAGUGGUAUCGAUACCAUGGUUGA